This is a messenger RNA of Merops nubicus (carmine bee-eater), 4491 nucleotides long. RefSeq names its product centrosomal protein 170kDa (gene CEP170). The transcript has 15 exons. Gene Ontology annotation, cellular component: centriole. NCBI's taxonomy places the organism in Eukaryota, Metazoa, Chordata, Aves, Coraciiformes, Meropidae. The record is from RefSeq and is a predicted model, not a curated record. Gene Ontology annotation, molecular function: protein binding. The annotation marks the transcript as partial.
GUAGCUUUGCCAAGGAUUUAUCAGCUAAGCAGAAAAUGAGCUUAACAUCCUGGUUUUUGGUGAGCAGUGGAGGCACCCGCCAUAGGCUGCCACGAGAAAUGAUUUUUGUUGGAAGAGAUGACUGUGAGCUGAUGUUACAGUCACGGAGUGUGGACAAGCAACAUGCUGUACUUAACUACGAUGCCUCUACAGAUGAACACUUAGUGAAGGAUUUGGGCAGCUUGAAUGGGACAUUUGUGAAUGAUGUGAGGAUUCCAGAACAGACAUACAUCACUCUGAAGUUAGAAGAUAAACUGAGAUUUGGAUAUGAUACUAAUCUCUUUACUGUCGUCAGGGGAGAGAUGAGAGUCCCUGAAGAAGCACUUAAGCAUGAAAAAUUCACAAGCCAACUCCAGUUAUCCCAAAAAUCUUCAGAGGCAGAAGGAUCAAAGCAAACCAGCUCAAAAAGCUCAGAGUCCAAGGUAACAGACUCCACAGCAGAAGUGCAGCACAAAGCAACAGAAGCACUGAAAUCUGAAGAGAAAUCAAUGGAUCUUUCUGCCAUGCCGCGUGGGACACCCUUGUAUGGACAGCCGGCCUGGUGGGGUGACGAUGAAGCUGAUGAAAAAAGUGGUUGUAAGCCAGACAGCAAGCAUGAAGAAAAAAUGCAUGAGACAGGGGCUUCAGGAUGCAGCACAGAUGCCAAGCAAGCUGAGGAGCAAUCUGCAGCUGCAAGUGAAGAAAUUUAUCCUUUCUGUAGGGAGCCGAGUUAUUUUGAAAUCCCUACAAAAGAAUUCCAGCAACCUUCACAGGUAGCAGAGAGCACUAUUCAUGAAAUUCCAACAAAAGACACCCAAAGCUCCCAUGCAGCAAGUGCGGGGCAUGCUUCCUUUACUAUUGAAUUUGAUGACAACACUCCAGGAAAAGUAACGAUCAAAGAUCAUGUGACAAAAUUCACAUCGGAACAGCGCCACAAGUCAAAAAAGCCUUCUUCCUCCAGUGGUCAGGACCUGCCUGGGCUUCAAACAGUGAUGAUGGCCGCAGAGAGCAAAGUAGCAGAUUGGCUAGCACAGAACAAUCCUCCUAGAAUGAUAUGGGAACCAACAGAGGAGGAUUCCAAAAGUAUUAAGAGUGAUGUUCCAGUGUAUUUGAAGAGACUGAAAGGGAAUAAGCAUGAUGAUGGUACACAAAGUGAUUCAGAAAAUGCAGGUGCACACCGGCAUUACAGUAAGCGGGCAGCACUUGAAGAACACUUAAGGCAUCAUCACACAGAGCUGAAAAAAUCACACCAGAAAGUCCAUUCCACAGAAAAGCAGCAAGAGCAAGCUGGUUUGAGUCAGACUGCCUUUAUGAUUGAGUUUUUUGAUGAAGACCAUCCUCGAAAGAGACGUUCUUACUCUUUUUCUCAGAAUGUAGCAGCUCUGUGCACAGAAUCUCCAUCUACAACACCUCAUACACGAGCUGAAAGAACGAAACCUACGUCAGGAGAGAAAGCAGUCCCUUCAUCUGUGCAAGCUAGCUCAUCACAUCACAGAGCAGUACAUGGCGUUCACGCAAAACUUCUAAAACAAAAGUCAGAAGAACCCUCUGCUGCAUUACCUGUCUUACAAGCUGCAUUGUUAAGGAGUUCGGGAAGCCUUGGCCAUAGGCCUAAUCUGAACCAGGAGGUGGACAAAAAGUUGAAAAGCCAACAUAUUUCUGCUGCUACUGAAAAGGACAAUGAGGAUGACCAGAGUGACAAAGGCACUUACACUAUUGAGUUGGAAAAUCCCAAUUCUGAAGAAAUGGAAGCUCGUAAAAUGAUUGACAAGGAAGGUUCUACUGCCUCUGGAAGUAAACGUUGGGUAUCACAGUGGGCCAGUCUGGCUGCUAAUCACACACGUCAUGACCAAAAUGACAUCAGAUUGGAGUCAUCUGUGACUGCUCCAUUAGAAAAUGACACAGACAUCAGUGAGUCUGGUAUUUCUGUUAGAAGCACUGGUUCAGCUGCCUCUAUGACCAGCCAAGGUGAGCGAAAGAGGAGGACACUUCCACAGCUUCCAAAAGAGGAGAAAGUGAAUGAAAGCUCAAAAGCAAAAAGUACAUCUCAUCAGAGAUCAGAAAUAGGUGAAAAGCAAGACACUGAACUCCAGGAGAAAGAAACUCCAGCUCGUGCCUCAGAUGCUGACAGCAGAAGUAUAGCUAAGUCAAGCAGAACGAUGAAUGGUCUUUCACCCAAAGCCACUGGAGACAAAGGUUUUUCUUUCCCUAGCAAUUCCAGUAAAGAGAGAGUUGAAGCAGGCAGAGAAACUUCCAUGGUGAAACAAGCUUUAGCAAAAAUUCAACAACAGGAAAGAAAAGAGCAAGGACACUGGACACCCACAAAAUUAUCCUCUACAAAACCUGCUGCAAACCAUGCUGAGAAAGGGAGGGAGGAGCUUGCUAUGUCACCCAAAACUCUGGAUAAUCAAGACAAAGCUCCUGGACAUAUUACAGAUAAAGCAGAAAUGAAGUUGGUUCAAAGUGAGGGAAAAAGAAGAAAAAAUGAGGAAACUAUUAAAGGACAAAGUCCUAAAGCGUCUGGAGGAGAAAAAAAGGAAUCUUCAAAACCGUUAGUGAGGCAAGGUAGCUUUACUAUAGAUAAGCCUAGCACAAAUAUACCUAUAGAACUUAUUCCUCACAUAAAUAAGCAAAGUGGCUCUGCUACCCCUUUAGUAUCUGCCAACAGGAUACGUGACAGAAGUGAUUCAAUGGACACUGAUUCCAGCCUAGACACAACACUCAUUUUAAAAGACACGGAAGCCGUAAUGGCUUUCCUUGAAGCUAAACUGCGUGAAGAAAAUAAAACUGAUGAGGGCCCUGAUACUCCAAGCUAUAAUAGAGAUAAUUCCAUAUCACCAGAAUCGGAUGUAGAUACAGCCAGCACAAUCAGUCUUGUUACUGGUGACACUGAAAGAAAAUCCACACAGAAGCGGAAGAGCUUUACAACCUUAUAUAAAGAUAGAUGUUCCUCUGGUUCCCCUUCAAAGGAUGUUUUAAAAUCUUCUGCAACAAGUGCCAGAGAAAAGAUGGAAAAGAAAACUAAAAGUCGAUCUUCAGAUGGCGGGUCUAGAGCUGAUGCUCGCAAAACUGUGCAAUCCAGUGGAAGAAUGAGACAACCGUCGGUGGAUUUGACAGAUGAUGACCAAACAUCUAGUGUACCUCAUUCUGCCAUUUCUGAUAUCUUAUCAUCUGACCAGGAAACCUACUCUGGAAAAUCACAUGGAAGAGUUCCUUUUGCCUCAGCAGAUGAACUUUUACAUUCCAAGAUGGAAGGAAAGUCAGCCAAAUCAAAAACCUCCCCUGUUGCACUUGGGCAAUCUAGUAAAUCUACCACUCUUCCAAGACCUCGUCCCACAAGGACUUCUCUCUUGCGCAGAGCACGUCUUGGUGAAGCCUCAGAUAGUGAGCUUGCUGAUGCCGAUAAGGCUUCAGUGGCUUCCGAGGUGUCCACUACAAGUUCUACAUCAAAACCUCCAUCAGGGAGGAGAAAUAUUUCCAGAAUAGACUUACUUGCUCAGCCUCGCAGAACUCGACUUGGCUCCUUAUCAGCCCGUAGUGAUUCUGAAGCAACAGUAACUAGAAGCACUGCCUCAUCUCGUACCCCAGAAGCUAUUAUCAGAAGUGGGGCAAGGUUAACGUCAGCAGGAGAUAGUAGUAAAGUGUCUGCUAGAACUCGAGCCAAUAGCAUUUCUCGACUUUCAGAUUCAAAAUCCAAAUCUUUGGCUUCAGCUCAUAAUUCCCCCUCAGUAAGUGCAAGAUGGAGGCGCUUUCCUACAGAUUAUGCUUCCACCUCAGAAGACGAAUUUGGAUCAAACCGUAAUUCCCCUAAACAUACCCGUCUACGUACCUCUCCAGCCCUGAAAACCACACGACUGCAGAGCACUGGGACAGGAGCUCUAAGUAGCAACACAUUCAAGCACAGAAUAAAGGAACAGGAAGACUACAUUUGUGACUGGACUGCCCACCGAGAAGAAAUAGCAAGGAUCAGCCAAGAUCUGGCUCUCAUCGCACGGGAAAUCAACGAUGUAGCUGGAGAGAUAGAUUCAGUGACUUCAUCAGGCACUGCCCCCAGUACCACAGUAAGCACUGCUGCCACCACCCCUGGCUCUGCCAUAGACACUAGAGAAGAGGUAGGAGAUCUUCAUGGAGAAAUGCAUAAGUUGGUUGACCGAGUAUUUGAUGAAAGUCUCAAUUUUAGAAAAAUCCCUCCUGUAGUGCACACCAAACCACCAGAGGGGAACGGUCGGCCUAACGGUGCUAGGCCUCAGCUGACAGAUGCCCUUGAUCCCCCAACAAUUACCCGAAGGAGGACUUGGAGCAGAGAUGAAGUUAUGGGGGACAGUUUGUUGUUGUCCUCAGUCUUCCAGUUUUCUCGCAAGAUAAGACAAUCCAUAGACAAAACAGCUGGCAAAAUCAGUCCUAGCAUGAUGUUCAGACUGAACCAGAUUCACGUUUCUGGUUCUUUCCUUUCACCAAAUCCUCGGUAUAUUG